This is a messenger RNA of Arabis nemorensis, 747 nucleotides long. The record is from the annotation of a GenBank genome assembly. Lineage: Eukaryota; Viridiplantae; Streptophyta; Magnoliopsida; Brassicales; Brassicaceae.
AUGAUGGAUAUGAACCGAUCCCGGAGGCUAAACUUCAAUGCUCCCUUCUUGUCGACAAAACGGCAUGUCGCCCAAGAGAAGCUUCCGGGUCAGUUUCCGGAAGCUUCUGUUCCGUUUUGUUGGGAGACCGCUCCCGGGAUGCCCAAGAACUCGUCUCUCUUGAAAGAUGACGCUGAAUCCGAGACGCCUCGCCUCAAACUUCCUCCAGGAAGAUUGAAGUUGCAUGUUAAUGGUGAAAACAACGAUUUUGAUGAUGCAAGUGAAAGUUUAACACCAGCUAAAUUGUUGCGUCUAAACAAACGCGACAAUCAAGAACAUUUCCAUCAAACCAACCAAGACGCGGUCGAUGUCUUGUCUCUCACGCAAGCCAUAGACAUGAUCGAACACCCAAAAGAUAGCGUUUCAGAAUCAGAUGAUAGAAGCAGCGGGGAAGGUGACUCAAACGGCUACUUAACAAUGGAGAGCACGGAGCGAAGCGAAGACAUGUCACCGAGUUACAUAAUAGAGCGGUUUUUGCCUGAUGCAGCGGCUCUAGCAGCCGUGACAUCAGCGGCUAGCCAAAGGAGGAAGAAGAAACUAGCUUAUUUGAGUGCAACUGUGAGGCAAUCUUGUUUCUCACCAAAGGCUUGUGGCUUGCAUGUGUUGUUGCCUUGGAGCACUAAGCAUAGGAUUUGUGGUGUCAAAAACGCAUUUUCUCCUUCUUCCCACGUUCAUUUACAACCCAAGUUUAUUACAAAAGAUAACUAG